Molecule: messenger RNA, 3306 nt
Organism: Corticium candelabrum
Lineage: Eukaryota; Metazoa; Porifera; Homoscleromorpha; Homosclerophorida; Plakinidae
Product: C2 domain-containing protein 5-like
Exons: 33
Coding region: 1-3138 (1045 amino acids)
Biological process (GO): intracellular protein transmembrane transport; positive regulation of D-glucose transmembrane transport; protein localization to plasma membrane
Cellular component (GO): plasma membrane
Molecular function (GO): calcium-dependent phospholipid binding; calcium ion binding
Source: RefSeq, a predicted model, not a curated record
AUGCCUAGCAUUGUGCAUGUCAAGAUUUUGGCGGCGAGGGAUCUUCCUGUUAUGGACAGAACUAGCGAUUUGACUGAUGCAUUUGCUGAGGUGAAACUCGGUGAUGUCACGUAUAAAACUGAUGUGUGCAAGAAGAGUUUGAAUCCUGACUGGAACUCGGAGUGGUUUGAUUUUGAGGUUGACGAUGAAGAACUACAACAAGAACCUCUUCAGAUAAGGAUACUGGACCAUGACACAAUCAGUGCUCACAAUGCUAUUGGGAAGGUUUACAUUGAUCUAACAUCUCUUGUGCUGGAUGAAGCCCCCAAGGGAAUAUCAGGAUGGUAUCCGAUCUACGAUACAUUACAUGGAAUUAGAGGAGAGCUUCAUGUUCAGAUUCGAGUGAAAUUUAUUCAAGAUAUAAAUCGAUUUAGGCAAUCUUCUUGUGGUGUCCAGUUUUUCUCAUCUUUUUGUAUUCCGGAAUGUUAUCAUUGCCAUGCAUUGUUUGGAUUUGUGGAGGAGCUAGUUGUGAAUGAUGAUCCAGAGUAUCAGUGGAUUGACAAAAUUCGAACACCAAGAUCAUCGAAUGAGGCACGUCAGUUGCUUUUUUCUAGGCUGUCUGGUGAACUGAGAAGAAAAAUUGGUCUUAAAGUUCUAGAAGCAAGAGGAAAUUCAGUUGUUGGCUAUCGACAACGGUUUGACUUGGAAGGAGAAUCUGGCAUUGUCGUUCGUGCUAUUGGGACGAUUGCAUAUCUUGGUCGUUCAUCACACAGUCCUCCUCUAGUGUCUGGGGCUUUUCAUGAGCAGUCAACUCCACAACUGACACCCACUGAAAUGGUUACUAGCAAUGAUGAACUAAAAUAUCCUGUUCGUGGAAUUGACCAGUCAUCAUCAUUCAAUAUUAUUCCAUCUCUGAUGAAGUCAUCAACUGCUGGGAAAGGCUUUUUUCGCAUCAGAACUAAGUCAACAACAUCAGUAGAGUCCAGUGAUUCUACCAGUCCAACAGCUGCAUUGAAAGAUGGACUUCCUGGAAGUGGUCUACCCAAGCAUCCUUUGAGGCCAUCAUUAGGAUUAAAAUAUGCAAUGGCAUCAGAGUAUCCAUUUUUCACAUUGUGUUUGUUUCCACCUGGUAUGCUCGUUAACAUUGGUGGAUUGGUGGCUGCACACUCAGUGAAACUUCUGGACAGAAUUAACAAUCCUGAUGAACCUGAGACAAGAGAUGCAUGGUGGAAUGAGAUAAGAAAUGAGAUGCGAUCACAUGCUCGGGCAAUGGGAUGCAAUGCAGUUGUUGGAUAUUCAGAAUCAACAAGUAUAUGUGAUGAGCUUUGUUUGCUAUCUGCUAUUGGAACAGCUGCAAAUCUAAAUAUACCAGGUCUUCCUCUACUGACAGGGGUUCGAGUAACAGACACUGCGCUUAAUUUAUCUGGAGAGAGACGAGAGAAAGACUCAGAUGGUCGAGCACAGGAGAAAGAUAGUGAAAUAGGAAUUAAUGCUGAUGAUUUUGGGCUGAUCAAUCCAUUUGAAAUACCGUACUCUCCUACUAAUUUGCCUUUUCCUACAACUUUAUGGAAGUCACCACUAGACAGACGGAGAUAUGUUCCAGAUGUGCUUCUUUCUACAACAGAAUUACCUCUGGGAGCCACAGUGACAGGGAAUGGAUGUCUAAUUCAGGCAAGAGUGUGUCGGGCAAAGAAGAAAGACAAAGGAGAGAGCAAUGCUGUAGCAGUCAGUGAUGCUCUUCCAUUCUUAGAACAUGAUCUCAGUCGGCAGCUUCUGAACAAGCUAAAGGUUCGUCAAAUGAAUGCUGUGUUUGGGCUUCGUAUUCAAGUGUCGGUUGGGGAGAAUAUGCUGGUAGCUGUUGCGACGGGAACAGCAGUUUAUUUAGCAGCCUUGCCCAAAUCAUCUGGUUUGGUCUUCACAAACAAGGAAAUUCAAGAGAAAAUUAGAAUUCUUACAGAGAACCAUGUGCAAAAGUACAACUUGAGCUGUUCAUGGGAUGGGUCUGGAUCAACUGGAUCUAACAGUGGCUCAGAUCUGGAAGACGAUGGCAGGCCAUUUCUUGAACUUCCAGGGUUAACAGACAGGAAAGCCAACAUUGUAAAUGUAGAUGAUCAGUGUGAUGCAUCAGAUGCUGUUUUAAUGCUUAUUGAAACUCCUGAGCCUGAAAGUGUUUAUUGUUGUAGUACACAGCGACCACCUGGUAUUGAUGUGACGGGUCGAAAUCUUCAAGCUUUUGCUGUUAUCCAUCGUUGCGCAUUGUCUCAGUCACAGGAAUAUACAGAUAAAGAGUUUGCAAAAGUGUUUGAGGAUAUUUUGCAGUUGCUAUGGUUCAAGUUGUAUCGUUAUGCUCCGUAUUGUCUCUGCAGUCUCAGAUUUGAUUGCGACCUUCCUGAUGAAGAUGAGGUGCAGGUGGUAGUUACAGGAAUAGCUCUUCGACUGUGUGAUGGCUAUAGGACAAAACAGCUGUCUGCCGGCAGUCUGUCUCAACAGUCUGUUUUAUCAGGGAAACUUCCCAGUAGCCCUGUUAAACAACGUUCAUUUGAAACUGUUGGUGAAAGUCCUGCUGUUCCAGCCACAGCUGUGAAGAAGCCGGGAAUAUCCUCUGAUGACCUUCAGUUUCAGAUGGAAGACGCUGGAGAUUCAUCAUCAAUGCCUAGUCCAACAUCUCAAUCCAAACAUCAACAUUUCUAUGUGUCUAGUAGACAAUGGAGACCAAGAGUUGAAUUGACGCCUCUCACAGACAUCUCAGGAGCCAAGGUUUUGCGUUAUCUUGGUCAUGUUAACUUUUUUCUUAUUCGAGAAAGCACUUCUAUUCAGGAGUGCGGAGGCUUGAGUGCAUUCAUGCAGGAGUUUUUGGCUGAAGCCCAUGCAAUAGCUCGAGCUCAUGUGGAAGCUGUUGGUGGAAAUACUCUGCUUGCAUUUAGAGUCAGUGAAUGUGUUGUAUUGGAAAAUCAGACAAAGAAUCAGGGACAAAGUUUGCUUAACAUUAGUGGUGAUGCUGCUGAAGUUGACUACAGUUCUGCAAAUGCAACUUUUGGAGGUGGAGAGUUUAGAUUAGGCACUCCUUGCAGCAAAGUCACUCGUUCUGGAAGACAUUCACAUUCACAUUCACAAGAACCACAAACUCCUAAAACUCCUCCUAUUGAGACAGCACUUUGAGGACAUGGUGACAAAAAGAGUAACAAUAUUUUUUGUAGUAUAACAAUGUUGUCGUGUUACUUUUAUCCUCCUUCUUGUAUAUGCUUGUGCACUUGAUAAAACUUAGUAUAGAUAGUAUUCUGAAAUUUAGAAGAAAAGUGGAACGUUUUGUAAAUGAAAGUCAAUGCC